Bipolaris victoriae FI3 is the source of this 1107-nucleotide messenger RNA. RefSeq lists its product as hypothetical. The transcript is spliced from 2 exons. Gene Ontology annotation, cellular component: RNA polymerase III complex. The record is from RefSeq and is a predicted model, not a curated record. Lineage: Eukaryota; Fungi; Ascomycota; Dothideomycetes; Pleosporales; Pleosporaceae. The coding region runs from base 1 to 1107 and encodes 368 amino acids. Gene Ontology annotation, biological process: transcription by RNA polymerase III.
AUGGCUUCAGUAACGGCGCCUUCGCCGGUGCCCAAAGAAGAGCCCGUUGACGCCAACAAGAGCAACAAUGAAAGCCUCAGCCCCGCCGAUGCGCUAUACGAGAAAUGCGCCCAACGACCAGCAGGCCACAUCUUCUUCCAGCGCGACCUGUCCAACAUGCAGGUUGCAGAUACCGUGACGCAGCUGAUGGAGCUGUUGCAAGAGCUCGGCGACCGCCAUCUCUUGAAGCUCAUGCAUCUUGAGGGAGACCCGUGCUGGAAGCUGAGAACACGAGAAGAGGCCGACAAGCUUCGACGACUAACUCCCGACGAGCGCCUCCUCUACCAGCACAUCGACCAGGCCCAGGCCGAAGGUAUCUGGUCCAAGUACCUUCGAACCAAGACCAAUGUCACCCAGCAAACCCUCACAAAAUGUCUCAAGAGCUUGGAGUCCAAGGACUUGGUGCAGUCAGUCAUGAGCGUCAAGCACCCCAACCGUAAAAUGUAUCUCUUGAAGCACCUCAAGCCCUCGGAAGAUAUCGCUGGCGGGCCAUGGCAAUCAGAAGGCGACUUUGACAUGGCGCUGAUUGAUACAAUAUCGGGUAUUGUUGCACAGCAUGUGGAGAACGAAACUUGCAUCCGGGUGCCGGGUAACUGGAACGAUUACGACAUCACGGAAGAUAGGACGGCUGCCAUUGCCAGGAAGAAAGCCCAAGUGCAAGGCAUUCCGGACAUUGAGGACAUUGCGCCGGCUGUCAAGCCUCAUCGCCCAUCCAAGGAUCCAAAUGUAACCAAACUUGUUCAUCGACACAACCCACAGUACCCGACCGCCGCCUCCGUAGCCAACUGGCUCAACUCGAAAGAGAUUUUACGUGGCAAAUUCGUGCGCGAAGACGACAUGGAGCAAUUACUCGAGAUGAUGGUGCUCGACGAUCGACUAGAGAAGAUAUCAGGUACCAACUAUCGGACUGUGCUGCGCGCAACAGAUACCAAAGUCUACAAUGGUUUCGUAGACGCUCCCUGCGGCAACUGCCCAGUAUUUGAUUUAUGUGGAGACGAGGGUGAAAUUUCAGCACGAACUUGCGUCUACUUUGGCCAAUGGCUCGAGACGGAAUCUGAGGAGAUUUAG